Mercurialis annua (annual mercury) is the source of this 1260-nucleotide messenger RNA. RefSeq names its product ataxin-3 homolog. The transcript is spliced from 2 exons. Gene Ontology annotation, molecular function: cysteine-type deubiquitinase activity. The record is from RefSeq and is a predicted model, not a curated record. NCBI's taxonomy places the organism in Eukaryota, Viridiplantae, Streptophyta, Magnoliopsida, Malpighiales, Euphorbiaceae. The coding region runs from base 262 to 1089 and encodes 275 amino acids. Gene Ontology annotation, cellular component: nucleus. Gene Ontology annotation, biological process: protein deubiquitination.
ACAUGUGGCAGAGAGACAGCUCUGAGCAGUUGCUGAGUACAGCACACGUGGCACGUGGCCACUUACACGUGGUAACUUUUAUUUUUAACUCAACUAACUAAACCGGCUACCCCUUCUUUAACGUUACACAAUCUUUUAUCUCCCCUUUUCUCCUCGUCGUCUUCUUCAAUCUCCCGUCGCCAAAAGAAAACAAUAAAAAUUAAUCGGACGCACAGAAAUUCUAGGGUUUUCUGUUUCUUUUAAAAUUUUAAAAUUGUAGUAAUGGAAGGUGUUAGUAAUGGAGGGAUGUUGUACCACGAGGUACAAGAGGCGAAGCUAUGUGCAGUACACUGCGUGAACACAGUAUUGCAGGGUCCUUUCUUUUCUGAAUUCGAUUUGGCGGCGUUGGCUUCCGAUCUUGAUUGUAAAGAGCGUCAGAUGAUGAUGCAAACUUCCCUCGGUAAUACUUCCGCCGGCGAUUUCCUCUCCGCUGAAUCUCAUAAUGUUUCUUUAGGCGGCGACUUUAGCAUCCAGGUUCUAGAAAAGGCUUUAGAUGUGUGGGAUUUGCAAGUCAUUCCUCUUAACAGUCCAGUUGCAGAGCCUGCACAGAUCGACCCUGAUCAGGAGAAUGCGUUUAUAUGUCAUUUGCAUGAUCAUUGGUUCUGUAUAAGGAAAGUUAAUGGGGAAUGGUAUAACUUCGACAGUCUCUAUGCUGCGCCAGAACACCUGUCUAAGUUCUAUCUGGCAGCUUAUCUUGAUUCUUUGAAAAGCUCUGGCUGGAGCAUUUUCCUGGUGAGAGGAAAUUUCCCGAAAGAGAGUUUGAUUACUUCAUCAGAAGCAUCUAGUGGAUAUGGGCAGUGGCUUUCUCCUGAAGAUGCCCAGAGGAUCACAAAAUCUUGCUCUCAGAAGUCCAAUCCCACUCGGCAGCUGUCAGACCCUGCUGAAGAUGUACUUGCGGCAUUUGAAGACGAGGACUUGAAAGCUGCAAUAGCAGCAAGCUUGAUGGAUUCUUCCCAGUCGACCACGGCGAGUGUUGUUGAAGCUGUUGAAGCUGGCAGUAGUAGUACCCAAACUGAUUCCAAAGAAAAGGAAGAGAAAAUUGCACAAUAAGAAUGCUAUUUUGUGACACUAAUUAAUCACUGUCCACUAGGAAGUUGACAGAUCGGUAUAUACAUUCUUUGUACGUUUUUGAUCUUACAUUUACAUCAAAUUAAUUAGAAACACAAAGAAAAAGCUAUGUAAGAAACUUGGAAGGUUCUUGGGUUCAUUGCUCUUUUCUAA